AUGGCGAAAUUUCCAUCAUCAAUCUUCCGCCGGAUGCAGUCGUCUGCACCACGUCACCGCCCUCGCUCGGUCGAAGUUGAAGCAGCAGACGGUGACAACCAAGCCGACAAUCUUCUUUCCCUUCCCAAUGAUCUUCUUUUCAAGAUUCUCUUGAACCUCUCUGCUCAAGACAUUUAUUACAGAGCAAGUCGUGUCUGCCGGACUCUGUACUACCACACGAUCCGAUCCGAGGAAUUCGUAAACCUCCACCUCCGGCAAACCGACGAAUACGGCCUCUUGUUCCGAAUCAUUUAUGCACCGACACGUGAGUUUAUCGAUAUUGAUCAAUAUUCCUCCCAACGCAUGGUUUUCGUGUCCAUGAAACAGGGACGUGUCACGGUAUCCGACUACAACUACGCUUGCAAAUCCAGAAUCAUGUUCGAGAGUAGCUGCAACGGCCUCAUCCCCGAGUACAAUUUUUGGGAUCCCUCGUCCAACGUCCACUUGGCCAACCCUGUGACUGGACGAGCCUUGCAACUCCCUCCAUUCCCCAAAAAUGCAAAGUCAACGUUUUAUCGCGUGGGGUACGCUGAGGCCUCAAAGGCGUACAAGGUGGCAUUGGUACAGACCGAUGGUGGAAGGGACGCUCGGUGGGCCAUAUUGACCGUGGGUGUCGAUAGUUGGUGGAGGCAUCUUGCAACCAACCAUUUGAAUGGGUCUACUCUCGGCCAACUGGUGGUCACGGAGGGUUUUAUUCAUUCGAUUUUCCAGGACACUAUCCUGACGCUGAAUGUGGAGACGGAGGUUAUGAUCGAGACGUCGGCCCGGGUCCCUGUGCAAUACCACCCGACCAAGUACAUGAAGUGGUACCUGUCAACUGGGAAAGCCCUCACUGUAGUGGUUCGAGUUGAGGAUGGCGUGUUUCGAGUUUGGGAAAUGGUCAUGUCGGGGGAUUAUUAUUACUGGAGGGAAUGGGAACGUCCGAUUGUAUUGGGAAAUCAAUUGCAGGAAAUUGUAGAUGAUAAAUAUAGGUUUACCAUUCAACCGGUCGGUUGGUUGCAGCAGAUGGAGGUGUUGGUGUUUAAAGUAUCGUCCAGAAACGAGCCUUGCAAAGUUUUCUACGUUGUUAUCGCUACCGGGGAAAUCGGAUGGAUCACACCCAUAUCGAGUAACAAGGAAUGGUCCAUUGAGGAAUUCUAUAAAAUUUAUGAUCCAGUUGUGCCCCAUAGAAACACCCUUGUGGAGUUGGAGGGGUAUUGUUAA
Striga hermonthica is the source of this 1242-nucleotide messenger RNA. NCBI's taxonomy places the organism in Eukaryota, Viridiplantae, Streptophyta, Magnoliopsida, Lamiales, Orobanchaceae. The record is from the annotation of a GenBank genome assembly.